AUGAAUAUUAUCAGAAAUAAUUACAAACCAUUUUAUUAUUUAAAUCAAAAGAGAUAUCUUGGAAAUUUAGUUAGAGGACCUUUACCAACAGAGAUAAAAAAAAACUUUGAAUAUGCCAAAGAUUUUUUUUGUAAAAGAUCUUAUACAUAUCAAGACUUCAAACAACGUUGUGAAUCAUUAAGACUUUUUUUGUAUUUUGGAAUAGUAACUUUAUUGUCUUUAGAUCUUAUAAUUAAUCCUUUACAAUCGUCUUACUGGGAUAAAUAUUCACCUUUAUAUUUGUACAGAAAAUGUGUAUCUUUUUUUUCCAACAAACAAAAUGAUAUAUUUAGACAUGAUGGAAAUUUAUUGUAUCAAAAAUAUAUUCAAUUAAUUAAUUAA
This is a messenger RNA of Plasmodium adleri (nom. inval.), 381 nucleotides long. Its product is annotated as conserved Plasmodium protein, unknown function. Bases 1 to 381 code for a protein of 126 amino acids. NCBI's taxonomy places the organism in Eukaryota, Apicomplexa, Aconoidasida, Haemosporida, Plasmodiidae. The record is from RefSeq and is a predicted model, not a curated record. The transcript has 2 exons.